AUGGCCUCUUCAUCCUCUCUCUCACUAACAUCGUCACUUUCUUCACUGCCCUGUUCUUCUUCCACGACCUCGACUCCAGUAUCUUCGUCCUCUGCCUCACCCUCAGCUUCAGACUCCUCACAUCAGGCUGCCCUCUCUCUCUACGGAAUCGCCCGCCGUUACUGCAGAGAAGAAAUCCUCGUGACCCCCCUUCGAUGGACCGGCCGCCACCUUGAGCUCCUGCAGUGCUCCUUUGACAAACCACUUCCCGAGCCCAUAACAGUCGCCACAUACUCGGUGACAGAAGCAGACUAUUCCGAAGAGCGCAGUGGCACGCCUCACUUGGAAGACUUUUUCCGCUACUACUACAAGGCUCAGUUCAGGGAACAGGGAAUCCGGCUGCUUCUCACCAGGGACGGAUGCCCCCUGGUUGCUUAUGAUUCCGUCAGGCUUUACUUCAACGGCUGUGUGGCCAAGAGGAUGGAGUGUGUAAGUCUCUGCCUUCGGGGCGACGAUCAGGAGACGCUUGAGUAUAGACGACCCAUCGCCGGCUUCAUUGACCGCAGCCACAUUGAGCUCCUGAGAAAGGAGACGAUAGGCUAUCGAUCCCGGCAUUACAAUCCGCCCAUCUUGCGCCUCUACAACAAGAAGUGGAGGAAAAUCAGCCCGCCUGAGCCAUUGUAUGACCCAUACAUUGUCGCACUCCUCAUUGGCGUCGCACAGCAGCGGAGGAGGCAUUUUCGGGAAAUCGACUCAAACGAAGAGGCCGUCAAGGGCAUGGUCUUUGUCUUGUCCACAUACUACUCCAAGGGCAAAAGCGAAGUGAAAGGCGAGGAGGCCUACAUGGGCUGGAUGUACCUCUACCAGGCCAAUAUUCCCUCAUCGCUACUCAACAUGUUCGACGACCCCAAUGCUCCUCCGUCAGCGCCGCCGUCAGUCUUGGUUCAGAUCAUUAAGAUAUCCUACGCCCCUUUGGCUACCUUGCGUGCUCGGCUGCUGGAGCUUUUGUUACCCGAAUCUCUCGCAACAACGAUUCAUUACGGUUCGUCUCCAGGACGGAAACGAAAAUACGAUGGUCAGGGCACUGGUCAACCGUCUUUACGGGAAGCCCCCUCGGGAUGA
Trichoderma citrinoviride is the source of this 1101-nucleotide messenger RNA. RefSeq lists its product as hypothetical. Lineage: Eukaryota; Fungi; Ascomycota; Sordariomycetes; Hypocreales; Hypocreaceae. The transcript is spliced from 3 exons. The record is from RefSeq and is a predicted model, not a curated record. The coding region runs from base 1 to 1101 and encodes 366 amino acids.